Dinoponera quadriceps is the source of this 4244-nucleotide messenger RNA. RefSeq lists its product as uncharacterized. Gene Ontology annotation, biological process: cortical actin cytoskeleton organization; cell migration; regulation of cell shape. Gene Ontology annotation, cellular component: cytosol. The record is from RefSeq and is a predicted model, not a curated record. Lineage: Eukaryota; Metazoa; Arthropoda; Insecta; Hymenoptera; Formicidae. The coding region runs from base 283 to 3738 and encodes 1151 amino acids. The transcript has 7 exons. Gene Ontology annotation, molecular function: actin filament binding; small GTPase binding.
GCGGCGCGCCGGUCCGUCGGUCGGUCGGUCGGUGGUGAAAUUGAUGCCGCGCGCGGACGGGAUGAAUAACUUCUGCUGAAUGUCGGAGGAUAUUCAGUGGGAUUGUCCGUGUGUCUGUGUGCGUGUGUGUGUGUGUGUUGCGCUCAGAGCAUUUCAGAUUGUUCUUUGUUCCGACGGUCUUACGCAAGGAUCGCAUUACGCCGCAACGCGCAUCACCUGAGUCGCCUGCGUACCUGUGUUGUUAAACGCGCGACACGUGGGUGUGUGUAAUUCCGCUGACGAAUGACGAUGGGGAACGCGAGGUCGCAGCCUUGCCGAGGUCGCGGCAAGCCGCUCUACCUGUUCUACCUUAUCCACCGUACCUGGAGCAUCGUCGUGGAUCACCGAUCAUCCAAGGAUCGAGACCGGUGCGACGAGACCGACCGAGAGACCGACCUGUCGUCGAAGUGCAGCACCUGCAAUGCCUGCGAUUACCGACGGGACAGCCUCACCUUCGACAGCGAGUCGGAUAUGGCGCCGAACGCGGAGGAAGAGCUGCUGGUCGUGAAGCCGUGGGGACCGCAGCCGGAAAAGGAACGCUUAAGACCGCCCACGUACAAUGCAGAGGAUUACGCGAUCGCGCUGAGACGAUGGGGAAGGCGGCCGUUAGGCACUGUCCAGGACUCUCAAGGUACCCUGCCGUCGACAACCAGUUCGAGUUCCGGUUACGCAUCCGGAAGCGGCGAGAUGACCUUGAGACAGUUCACGUCGGUCAGCGAGCUGUUAAAUAAAUUGCGCGCUGAUCUCAGACUCGCCUUUCCGAGCUUCGUGCAGGAAUUCGCGUCGCCGCCGGCGGACGGGAUCACCCUGCUGCUGGAGACGCUGCGCGGCGUUCAACUGGCACAGAGCUCACCGCCGGGGCAGACCGGGCCCAGACUUGGCACCAGGAGGGCCGCCUUGGACGAAUUGGGCUGCGUGGAGUGCCUGGCCGCGUGCGGCGAACGUUGCGCGGACGCGCCGCGGCUGUUGGUGCAGGCGCAACCCGGCCUCCUGGCUCUCGCGGUCUGUCUGACCAGCAGCCUGAACCGGUCUCGGGUUCUGGCUCUUCAGCUUUUGACGAAAGUGUGCCAAGCGCCAGGUGGACACGCGGCUGUCUCAGAAGCAGUGUCGACCUUGAGGCUCAAAUACGGCGAGGGGGGGAGAUUCCGAUUUUUGGCGGGCGCCCUCUUAGCCCCCCGAGCGGCCAUCGCGCUGAGAGUCGCGGGUGUUUCAUUUCUGAACGCCUUUUUGAAAUCCGCGCCCCGCACGCAAACCAGAUUGUACAUUCAGGCUGAGGCCUGCGAAGCUGGGUUAGAGCCGCAGGUCCUUCAGGACUGGCUGGGUGACUUCGACGGGCACGAGGAAGACGCGUUGGCCGAGCUGCUGCACAAGGAGGUGCAGAAGUGGGCGCGCAAUUGCGUCGACGUGGACGCUCUGCAGCGUCGGGUGACGCGGGCCGAGGAGACCUGCCGGAUCCUCAGCAAGAAAGUAUCGCUGCUGCAGCUGCAGCUGCAGGAGAAGCGCAGGAGCGACUGCAAUCCGGGCCCGGAGAAGAGCGUGCCGGCGAUCCACGCGGACGCCGUCGUGAAGAGCCCGAAAGUCUCCUCGAACGCGGAGGACGAAGGCAUCAGCUCUUCGGAGAGAUCCAGCAGCCCGGAGGACUCGAAGCCGCGAGCGGCCGGCCGAAGGCCGAAGACUUCGCCGGCGCAGAGCAACGACCGGGAGACGACGAUCGACGACGUGAUCGAGGAGCUGCGGAUCAUCGUGAAGGACGCCGAAGAAGAGUUCAGCGACAAGACGCAGGAGUCGAGCCCCGAGGUUGUGUGCGUCCGCAAUCAGCAGGAAUCCAAGUCGAAGCUGUACAGGUCGAGCUCGAAGAUCUCGCUGAACAACUCCGAGAGUUACGUGUCUUUCGAGACCGCGAGGAAGGAGGCGCGCGCGGACGAGGAGUCGAGGACGAUGCUGCUGCGAUCGCAGGAUUGCCGCAGGCAGGUGAAGGCCGAGCAGGUGACUUACUUCGGCAACGAGCAGGACUCCAGCACGCACUCGAGCGCCACGAAGAGGCUGAGCCUGGACGACGGCCCGGUGCUGAGCAGGACGUCGAAGUCCUCGAUGGAGGGCAGCGUGAAGAUCGUCGUGAAGGGCCCGGACGUGGAGGAGGCGAUCGUGCCGGCGAUCCUGCACCCCCAGCCGCCGCGGAGGACGCCACCCUGCCUGUCGGCCAUCAUGGCCGCGUCGAGGCGGUGCGACCUCCACGUCGCCGCCACGUACAACUCCCACGAAGACGAGGAGGAGGCGGAGGAGGAGACCCUCGGCGACGGCAGCGACUCGUUGCUGAGCGCCUCCAGACUGAAGUAUCACAGCGGCAAGCAGCUGUACGACGAGCGGACGGGAAGCGGAAACGUCGAGCAGAAGCCGGCCAGGAGCGACACGGGGGUGCUGACGAUCGGCCAGGUGGAGCAGGUGAAGUUCCGUAAGAGCCUGGACGACCUGCGCCGCCUCGACGACGGCACGAAGGACACGGUGAGGAGCUACGAGAACGCCGGUUUCAAGUCGAGGCAGUUCGGCUCGAAGAACGGACUCCUCGAGACGACGUCCUCCGGCCGGUCCUCCGGCGAUCACCGCACCGGCACGGUUCACCGGCACGGCUCGAAGUACCGGAGCGAAGUGGAGAAACGGAAGUACCUGCGCCGCUCGGCUAGUCAGGACUAUCUCGAGUCGAACCUGUCGAGUCCGCGGUCGAGGCGGUCGGCUGGCCGAGUGGAGUGUCGCAUCAGGAAGUUCGAGAGUCUGAACUCCUUCGACGAGCAGCGCAGCCUGCAGAGUUACGGCAGGCCGGAGAGCGUCCUCGGCGGCAAACCGGAGCAGCCGCUGCUCCUGGCCGGGGCUCCCCCAGGCACGAAGACGGCCUCGAAGAUGCGCCGCUCGGAGUCCUUCCAUCACAUCUCCUCCCAUCCUCACGCGUCCUCGAGGAAGGAUCGACGCUCGUCGCGGGGCGAGAGCGACAGCGGGCUUAUUUACAUCACGGACUUCAACCUGGAGCCGCUGGUGGCCGCGAGGAGGCCGCGCUCCGUCGACACCCCGAAGUCGCCGAGUCUGCUGACGAAGUCCCUCGACAGGAUCGACGAGGGCCUCGACUCGAUGGUCGACAUCGUCAUCACGCAGGAGCGGAGCCAAGAGUGGAACGCCGAGAAGCAGCCAAGGUCGGCCGACGACGCUCCCGGCGAUGACUUCGAGAAGCAGCCGAGGCGACAGCUGAACCCCCAAGUCCUCCCCAAACCGAGGAGCCUGAGGAACGGUGAGGCGUACGAACGCAACAACAAUAAGCAGCUGAGAAGCGACGAGCUCUACGAGGAGGAGCGGCGGAACCGGGAGUGGAAUUACCAAAACGAAUUGAACUACAGAGCGAGGAACAGGGCCGAGGAUGUAAGUCCUGAAGACUCGCCCGUGAUUCUGCCGAAGAGCGGGCCGAGGCACAACUCGUUCCGCCACACGCAGGACAGGCUGGCCGGCAACAAGUUCUCCGGCAGGUCGAACGAGUCCGGGAUCUUCGCCGGGAGGACCUACGACACCUUCGGCCUCGGCAAGAGCCGCUUCAACGCGGGAAAGUACUCGGGGAACCAGCAGCUGAAGGAAAGCCCCGUCGGCCGCAGGAACACGACCUCCUCGCUGAUCGGCAAACGCGGCAAGGUGACGGAUGUCGUGUCCGGCCUUUACUGACCGCGUCGGGCGGCUCGAAUUUCCGAAGGACGUCUUGAGGAAGAGCGUCUUAAUCCUUAGAGCCACCGCUGGGAAAGUAUACUUCCCACUUUUUCCCUUGCAGAUCUUUCCCCCACGAACGAUUUUCAUCGCUGUAUUUGGACUGUUUUCGUUGUUCUUCUAAUAUUUCAGGGAUAGGUGAAGAGAAAAAAUUCGACGAAAUGCACGCUUUGUUAACUGACAAAAGUUGUAAAAGUUGCAAAUGUUGUAAAUAAGCAAAUUAAGAAAAAUGCCUGUUUUCUUAUUUUUUUAGAGGAAACAUUUUCCAGCGACUUUUCCAAAAUUUAGGUGCUAAAACUUACAUAUGGGGUAUUUUGAGGUCGCCGAUAGCGAAUCUGAUAUCAGAAUAAUUAUUGAAAUAACGGGUCAUUUUUCAGCGACACAUUCAGUGACAACUGGGAACAUAAAUUUAGUAUUUAUCGAAUAAAAUUGUUUCCAUACGUUUAUUUCAUUAUCUAAAAAAUAAA